AUGGCUGAAAGUCGCCGCGAAAGGAGACCCUCCGUUGGAGCUCCCGUCUCCGAGCUUCAGGGUCCUGUUGGCCCCAGCUUCAGUCGACCCAAGCACAAGCGUACUUUCACCGGCUUCGGUCCUGCAGAGAUCAAGAUUGUCGAAGCUAGUAUCCCUGAGCACCUUAGAGAGGCGUGGAAAAAGCAUUCUGUGAAUGGCUUUACCAAUAAGGAAGAAUUCGAAAGCGAAUUGGUUCGCCACAUCGAAACUACAUUGGCGCGCUCACUCUACAACUGCGAUGAACUGGCCGCAUACUCCGGAACCGCUUUGGCUUUCAGGGACCGCUUGAUUAUCGAAUGGAACAAGACCCAGCAGCGACAGGCGACUGCGGACCAGAAACGUGUAUACUAUCUGUCUCUUGAGUUCUUGAUGGGCAGAGCCUUGGAUAAUGCCAUGUUGAAUGUCGGUUUGAAGGAUGCUGCAAGAGAUGGCUUGAAGGACCUCGGGUUCCGUAUUGAGGACGUUAUCAGCCAAGAGCAUGAUGCUGCACUGGGUAAUGGCGGUCUUGGACGCUUGGCAGCUUGUUUCCUUGACAGUAUGGCCACCCUCAACUACCCCGCGUGGGGCUACGGGUUGCGCUAUCGAUAUGGUAUCUUCAAACAGGAGAUUGUCGAUGGCUACCAGAUGGAGGUUCCUGACUACUGGCUUGACUUCAACCCGUGGGAGUUCCCUCGGCAUGAGAUCACUGUUGACAUCCAGUUCUAUGGUUGGGUUCGGAAAUAUCAGGAUGAAAACGGCAAGACCGUGAGCUCAUGGCAAGACGGUGAAGUGGUUCAGGCUGUUGCGUAUGAUGUUCCCGUUCCUGGGUAUGGCACUCGCACGACAAACAAUCUGCGGCUCUGGUCUGCCAAGGCUUCUAGCGGAGAGUUUAACUUUCAGAAGUUUAACGCAGGCGACUAUGAGAGUGCGGUGGCCGAGCAGCAACGGGCGGAGACCAUCUCAGCAGUGCUUUACCCGAAUGACAGCUUGGACCGCGGUAAGGAGCUCAGACUGAAGCAACAGUAUUUCUGGUGCGCUGCAUCCUUGUUCGACAUUGUCCGGCGAUUCAAGAAGACAAAGAGAGCCUGGAGCGAAUUUCCCGAGCAAGUCGCCAUCCAGCUCAAUGACACGCAUCCGACGCUGGCCAUCGUUGAGCUCCAGCGCAUCCUGAUCGAUCAAGAGGGUCUGGAAUGGGACGAGGCAUGGGGAAUCGUCACAAAGACAUUUGGGUACACAAACCAUACCGUCCUGCCGGAGGCUUUGGAAAAAUGGUCCGUACCACUGGUGCAAAGCCUCUUGCCACGACACAUGCAGAUCAUUUUCGAUAUCAAUCUGUAUUUCUUGCAGUUCGUGGAGAAGAAUUUCCCAGAGGAUCGAGAGAUGCUGUCGAGAGUGUCGAUCAUUGAGGAGUCGCACCCUAAGAUGGUGAGAAUGGCAUAUAUUGCUAUUAUUGGUUCCCACAAGGUCAACGGAGUCGCAGAACUGCAUUCAGACUUGCUGCGAACCACCCUGUUCAAAGACUUUGUGACGAUCUAUGGUCCCGACAAAUUCACCAAUGUUACUAAUGGUGUCACUCCGCGCCGUUGGCUUCACCAGGCAAAUCCUCGUCUCUCCGACUUGAUAGCUUCUAGAUCAGGAGGCUACCAAUUUUUGACCGAUCUGACCCUUUUGGACCAACUAGAGGCAUUUGCUGAUGACAAGGCCUUCCAGAAAGAGUGGGCAGAAAUCAAGACUGCCAACAAACUUCGCCUGGCAAAGCACAUCAAAGAAACCACGGGAUACAGCGUGAACCCGAACGCUUUGUUUGACAUCCAGGUGAAGCGUAUCCAUGAAUAUAAGCGACAGCAGCUCAACAUCUUCGGGGUCAUCCACCGGUACCUCAAAAUCAAAGCGAUGUCCGCUGAGGAGAAGAAGAAGGUCUUGCCCCGUGUCUCGAUCUUUGGCGGCAAGGCGGCCCCAGGCUACUGGAUGGCUAAGACGAUUAUCCACUUGAUCAACAAGGUUGCCGCUGUUGUCAACGAGGACCCUGAGGUUGGCGAUCUUCUGAAGGUCAUCUUCAUAGCAGACUACAAUGUCAGCAAGGCCGAGAUUAUCUGUCCUGCUUCGGAUAUCAGUGAGCACAUCUCGACGGCGGGGACCGAAGGAAGCGGGACCAGUAACAUGAAGUUCGUGAUGAACGGAGGUCUAAUCAUCGGUACCUGCGAUGGAGCUAACAUUGAAAUUACUCGAGAAAUUGGCGAGCAGAACAUCUUCUUGUUCGGCAACUUGGCUGAAGACGUCGAGGAGCUCCGUCACCGUCACCUCUAUGGCAAUUUCCAGCUCGACCCACACCUGGCCAAGGUAUUUGAGGCUAUUCGUGGCGGUAUGUUCGGGAACGUGGAUAGUUUUUCGGCUCUGCUGGCCUCAAUUGUCGAGCACGGAGAUUACUACUUGGUCUCAGACGACUUCAACUCGUACAUCACCACCCAAGACCUGGUCGACGAAUCGUUCCGCAACCGGGAAGAAUGGAUCUCGAAGUCCAUCAUCAGCGUGGCCCGCAUGGGCUUUUUCUCGACUGACCGUGUGAUCAGCGAAUAUGCAGAGAGCAUCUGGAACAUUGAGCCGCUUGUGGUGAAGGAUUAG
Molecule: messenger RNA, 2640 nt
Organism: Aspergillus saccharolyticus JOP 1030-1
Lineage: Eukaryota; Fungi; Ascomycota; Eurotiomycetes; Eurotiales; Aspergillaceae
Gene: glpV
Product: glycogen phosphorylase
Exons: 8
Coding region: 1-2640 (879 amino acids)
Biological process (GO): glycogen catabolic process
Cellular component (GO): cytoplasm
Molecular function (GO): glycogen phosphorylase activity; pyridoxal phosphate binding
Source: RefSeq, a predicted model, not a curated record